AUGGGAGUUCGUGGGCUGUAUACGGUGGCUACUGAACACCCUCAACUAUGGAGGAGGCUGCGCCAGGACGAGUGGCCUGUGCUGGUGAUCGAUGCUGGCUCCUUUCGUUACGAGAUGUGCCGCCACUUCUUCUUCGGCUCCCGUCACGGCGGCGAUCUUCUCAGCCUGCAAAGAGCCCUGGAGUCGUUCUUGGAGCGGCUGUUGAGCUGGGGAUGGGAGUUGGUCUUUGUCUUCGAUGGCGUGCCGUCGGAAUGGAAGGAGGCCACGUGGCAGAAGCGCACCGAAGAGGACUACGGCAAAGCAGACCGCGAUGCACGAGGGGUCGGCAGCUGGGAGGACUGCCUGCCCCCGAUGUUUUCAGGGCACGCUCUGUCCGCGUCGCUGGCUCGGCUUGGCAUCACGGCGGUGCAGGCCGAUGGAGAUGCAGAUGCAACGGUUGCCUCGGUGGCUCGAGAGCGGAACGGCAUGGUGGUGUCAAGGGACUCUGACCUGAUGUUGAUGGAGCUCGGGUAUGUCGACAUGCCACAGUUCUUCCAGUAUGGCCAGCAGGUCGAGGACGCCCUGCUGGUCCUCGAGCCGGCUGUGUUUUGGGACUACCUGGGCAUCUCGGGAGAUGACGUCCCGAUCUUCGCGGGCCUCUGCGGAAACGACUUCGUGCCUUUUGAGGAGAUGCGCGCAUGGCACAGGAUGCUCAACAGCGACGGGAGCGCGAAGCAGCAACCUACGGCGCAUCAGCAAGUGGCAGCAUUCAUCCGGGCCUGCCGCGCCAAGGCUGAGGACUUGAUGGCAACCGCCCGGAGCGUGGUUCCAGCAAAGCUUCUGGACAACUUCCUCUAUGGUGCGACGGACUUCUACUGCAAGAAGUGCCAUCACGAAGAGAGCCGGCUCCUCGUGAACGGCGAGCCGCUGACAGAGGACGUGCUCUCUCUCUGGCGCGGCCAUGCGAUGUCCAGCACCAUGAUGUCUGCCCUCAGCCGAGGCUACAUCGCGGCGCCUGCCAUGGUAGAGGAGAUGAAGCUGAAGAGCAGCUGGGUGCUCUCACGCCCUCUCCGAGCAGCUGCCAUGAAGCUUCUUGCCAGGCCUGUCACCGAGCGCGGCCGGAAAGACAGCACCACCAAGUUCGAGGAGGUGAUGCUGGAAGACUGGCCCUAUGGCCUGAAGACCAGCAGCCUGGCGGCACGGAAACAUUAUUUCAAGGAGGCGGUGGAUUGGCCCGGCCUGGAGGACAGUGAGCUGCCAAGGCACCUGAUCCUCCCAAUCGCAGCGUUCCGAUUCAUGGUGCUCACGAAUGCCGACCAGGACGCUCCGCCUCUUGACAUCCCUUGGCCCUACGUCGGGGUGUUGCUGAUGCAGCUGACCGAGGAUCCCGAAGAUCGCCGGGAGCUCCUGACAGGGCUGCGCGUGAACUCUGAGAAGGCAUUCUGCCCAGCCGCCUCGGCGUUCAUCAACACAUAUCUUGGGGCCCUCUGGUCCGUGUCGCUUCUGAACGAUGCGCUUGGACACCCACAUGGGCAGCUGGAUUUUGUGAACGCCUACGACGGCCCCUUUCUGCAUACGAUGCUGCGGAGCUUGCACUCCCACACGGCUGACUCGAAAGACCACAAGUACUUGAGCAUGGAGAGUGACACAGUUGUACUGCGGCUGGAAGAAAGUCCCUUGCUGAGCAGCCUGCUGUCCCUCUUCAGUGAGGGAGUGGUGGAAGAGGUAGGCAAGAAGGCCCUCUCCGGCAAAGUGAGCGCGAGAAAGCUGAAGUUCACCAUGCCUGCAGGUGCUGGCGUGAAGCAUGGAAAACCUGAGAAGAAAACAGUGGGAAAAAUGCGCGAAAGUAUGGCGGGCAAGGGGAGGGACCUUCGGCGUAGGAUGGGAGGGUCCGAUUCCCUGGGCCUAGACGCCUGGGACCUCUCGUUACGGAAGCCUCAGCUGCGAGUUGCAGCGCUGCGCUUGAUGGAGCAAGUGGACCUGUGUGCCGGGAACCUGCUUCCGGAGUUCCCUAUGAAGAGGCUUCGGCUACAGUUCAAUGACUUGCGCCCAUCUGGAGACGUGGACGUCUGGAAGCAUCGGCUGUCGAAGCAGCUUGGUAGCCAGGUGCUGCGGAAGGACGCCCUCUGCUCUGUGCUGGGUGCCCUCCUGGCUUUGAUCUGCGCCAUCGCUGCCAUGCUCGAGCAGGUCGUGGAGGGUAACCCGAAGGCCGUCUCCGGCGUGGACGCAACGGCCAGCCUGGGCAUUGCGCUGAUCCUUUGCUUCGAGGCCCUUCUACGAAGUACUGACUGCUGCCGAGAUCCAGCCAUGGGCUACGUGUUACCGACUCCCCUGCUGCUGCUUCUCCUAACUUUCUGGGGCCCUGCCUGGGCCCGGAUCCAUGGCGCCGAGAUCAUGCGGGAGCUGGACAGCCUGGUGGGUCUCACCGAAGUGAAGGCCCAGAUGCGCGAGCUCACGGCGCAGGUGGAGUUUAAGAGGGAGCGCGCGCGUCUUGGCCUUCCCAGCAUCGGGGAGCAGUCGCUGCACAUGUCCUUCCUGGGCAACCCUGGCACAGGCAAGACUGUGGUGGCCAGGAUCGUGGGCGAGCUGAUGGUGGCCAUGGGGGCCAUCUCAAGUUCCCGGGAAGGAAGCCUGGUCACGGAGGUGAGUCGGGCCGACCUCGUCGGGCAGCAUCUGGGGGAGACGGCGCUGCAGGUCGCCAAAGUCUUCGAGAAAGCCAAGGGAGGUGUGCUCUUCAUCGAUGAGGCCUAUUCCUUGGUCAACCCCGGCUCGGAGGACAUGUACGGCCAUGAGGCGGUGGACACCCUCAUCAAGUUGAUGGAGGAUCACCGCGACAAGGUGGUCGUGAUCUUGGCCGGCUAUGCUGCCGAGAUGAUGGAGUUCAUCGCCGCGAACCCUGGAUUCAAGUCGCGCGUGGCCUUCGAGUUCUACUUCCGCGACUACACCUGCCCCGAGCUCGUCGAGAUCGGAGAAAGCCUCAUGAAGUCCAAGAACGUGGCGAUCCUCCCGGACAAGUCCAGUGGCGUCUGCGCGGCAGGUCUUGCAAAGGAUGUUUGUGGGUGGAUGUCAGCAUCGAUCCGCUUCCGGACUGGCUGCUGCGACGCCGAGGACUGUGAGAAAGAGGAGAACCGCGCCAACGGAAACGGCCGCACGGUGCGCAACAUGCUUGAGGCCUCCUACAGAGAGAUGGCGAGCCGCGUUCUGACGAACUUUCCCCCCAUCCUUCUCGCCGAGUACGAGAAGAAGGUGAAGCCCAAAGUCAGCGCCCAAGGCGUUCUGGAGCCCGAGAUGAACUGCGAGAGCUUCCAGGAGAUCCGCGACAACGGCCCUUUCCUCAACCUCAGCGACACGAAAGGCGCCGAUCUCCGCUGCGCCUUUCGGCUUCUGGGGGGAGGAGACCUGCGCCAGGCAACGGCCCUGGCGCUCUCGGAGCAGCUGCAGGCCAACUGCCAGCGCACGCGCACGCCCAUCACGGUCAAUGUCAGCAGUGUGCUCGCCGAACCGGGCGCCGUCGAGCACCUGGACUGGGCCAAGCUUCACGAGCUGGUCUUCGGUGAACACGCCUGUACCAAGGCGCAGGCGCUGCUGAAUGGCGACAUCGUCGCGCGGUUCCUGCUGGAGGGCAACGGCGACUGGGGCUGGGGAUCCCCUGCUGGCAAUUGCGAUGUGGCCGCGCAGUGCGAGAUGUGUCGCUCAGUGGCGCAGAAGCAGGACGACUUGCGAAAGGACGGGGAAAUGAUGGACUUCGAGGCCUACGACAGCUUUUGCAGGGCCCUCUUCAAGAAGGUGCUCGUGGGCGUGAAACCCGAAGGCUGCCGUGAGUACUGCUACAGCGUGGUGGACCACACGCUGGCGCUGCUGGACUCGGGGGAAACCUUCGACUGCAGCCGCGUUGUGGGCGAGACGUGCCCCGAGGACCUCUUCCCUGCAACCGAUGGCGGCAAGCCGUGGAGCAAGGACCACAAUGAUUUCUCGGACGCCGACUCAGAUGAUCAGGGGCGACCAAUCCUUCGGCCAGGAUCAAAAGUCGACAAACUCAUGAAGGAGCUGGACGAGCUUGUCGGUUUGGGGAGCGUCAAGGCCGGUAUGGCAGCGCUUCGGGACGCCGUGGAGUUCGACAUGUGGCGCAAGAGGUUCCUCGGCCAGAAGGCCACGCUGCUGGGUCAGAGCUUCCACAUGCGCUUCCUGGGCAACCCGGGCACAGGCAAAACUGUGGUCGCACGGAUCGUGGGCCAGAUCCUUGUCCAGCUAGGCGUGAUCCAGGGGGCGCAGACCGACGACUUUGUCUUCAAAGAGGUCUCCCGGGCGGAUCUCAUCGCCCAGUACACCGGCCAAACUGCGCCAAAGGUGAUCCAGGCCGUCAAGUCGGCCUUCGGCGGUGUCCUCUUCGUUGACGAGGCCUAUUCCAUCGUCCUGGCCGACAACGACCCGUUCGGCAAAGAAGCCGUUGACACGCUCAUCAAGGAGAUUGAGGACAACCGGGACAAGGUGAUCGUCAUCUUCGCGGGCUACCAGAAGGAGAUGGACACCUUCUUUGAAACGAAUCCCGGCUUCCAGUCUCGGGUGCCCUUCCGCUUUGAGUUCACGGACUACAGCUGCCAGGAGCUGGUGGCCAUCAGCCGAUACUCCUCCCGGAAGAACGACGUGAAGCCAACGACUGAGGCGGUCGAGUGGUUGGAGAAGAUCAUCACCGCAAAAACUGGCUGCUGCACCGAGGCCGAGCUGGAGCAGGGCCAAUGCGCCGGCGCCACGCGGGACAACGGCAAUGGCCGGGCCGUGCGCAACAUCCUGGAGUCGGCCAUGAGGGCCAUGUCGGUGCGCGUCGUGGCGCAGAGGAAGGGCACCACUGACGCCGCCACGGAGCUCACGGACGUGGAUGUCGCUGCCGUCGGUGGUGAGGAGAUCGGCGUGGCCACGCGGGGGACUUGCAAGGCCGCCAGCGAGGCGGUGCCAGACCUGGAGAAGCUGACGACCGGCGCCCGCAUCCUGGCCCUGCCCGACUUCCAGGAGGGCUUGGCCCUGGCGCGGAGCGACUGCGGCAAGAUCUCGCAGCUACUGGAGAGCACCGAGCCGGCAAGCAACGUGACGACGAGCGCUGCGGACAUCGAGAUCACUGACGCGAAGUUGGUGAACAUCUUUUCAGAGUUGGAUGCGAUGGUGGGCCUGGCGUCGGUGAAGCGGGCGAUGCGCGAGUUCUAUGCCACGGUGGAGUUCGCCAAAGUGCGCAAGCGCGCGGGCCUGAAGGCCCUGAAGAGCCAAAGCUUCCACAUGCGCUUCCUGGGCAACCCGGGCACGGGGAAGACGGUGGUCGCACGAAUCGUCGGCAAGCUGCUCAUUGCGCUUGGGGCCAUCCAGAAGCCGGCCGACGCCAAGGGUGACAAGCCGGUCUUCAACGAAGUCGCUCGAAGCGACCUUGUCGCCGAGUACGUUGGGCAGACGGCGCCCAAGGUCCAAAAGGAGGUCAACAAGAGCUUGGGCGGAGUGUUCUUCCUGGACGAGGCCUACUCGCUGGUGAACGGCGCGCGGGACCAGUUUGGGCAUGAGGCGGUGGACACGCUCAUUAAGGAGAUGGAGGAUAAGCGGGCCAAUUUCGUGGUCAUCUGCGCCGGCUACGAGCACGAGAUGGACGCCUUCUUCGAAAGCAAUCCAGGCUUCAAGUCGCGCGUCCCCUUCACCUUCUACUUCGAGGACUACACGUGUCCCCAGCUGAUGGAGAUCGGGAAGCUGUCGCUGCGGCCGAAGGGCUUGCAGCUGCCAGCGGAUCUGACCACCUACAACGAUGCCAUGACCUUCUCCACUGGCUGUUGCCAGCACCUGGAAGACUGCCCUCCCGACAAGGCCCGGGGAAACGGCCGCGCCGUGCGAAACGCCAUCGAGGCGGCGAUCCGGCAGAUGGCCAGGCGCCUUCAGGGCACCCGUGCACCCAAGGCACAGUACAGCCAGCUCCAAGCAGAGGACUUCGCUGCCGUCUUGGCCGCCAGCCUGGAAACGCUCUUUGCUGUGCCUUGCGGACCCCGUGGUCCGCUGGCAAAAAUCAUCUCCUUGUCUGAGACGGAUCCGAAGAAGUUCCAGUUCUUCAUCCAGCUUGAGAAGGAGCUGCAGGGCGGCAAGAAGGAGAUCUCUACGCGGCUGCAAAGGAUCACGUCGCAGAUCGCCGUCGCCUCCCAGAUCGGGGGCCUGGCGCCCACGACGCGCAAGCACCUGGAGACGUGCACGACCAAGCAGCGGGACGCUCAGCAGGGCGUUAUCCAACGCCUGGAGCACUAUUGCGCCUCCGAGGGCAUUCUCGAUGCCGCCGCGAAGGAGAUCAAGACGACCUGGGAUAAGGCCGAGAUCGAGCGGUCGUCCACAGUGCUCAAGGCAGUCCGGUACGACAUUGAGGCCUUGCAGGACAUACUGCAUGCAUUGACGCCCAAGGGAGCGAGCCUGCCAACAGCCGAGGCCGCUGUCCAGCGUUGCACCGCGAAGCUGGCCGAGCUGCAGCGCACCGACUUCCGUAUCCCCUUCGACCCGUUCCACGUCAACGCCUGA
This is a messenger RNA of Symbiodinium natans, 6510 nucleotides long. NCBI's taxonomy places the organism in Eukaryota, Dinophyceae, Suessiales, Symbiodiniaceae. The record is from the annotation of a GenBank genome assembly.